Messenger RNA from Frankliniella occidentalis (western flower thrips), 746 nucleotides. RefSeq names its product S-adenosylmethionine mitochondrial carrier protein. Gene Ontology annotation, cellular component: mitochondrial inner membrane. Gene Ontology annotation, molecular function: S-adenosyl-L-methionine transmembrane transporter activity. Gene Ontology annotation, biological process: transmembrane transport. The record is from RefSeq and is a predicted model, not a curated record. Lineage: Eukaryota; Metazoa; Arthropoda; Insecta; Thysanoptera; Thripidae.
CCUUGUACCUUGCUGAGUUUUUCAUACAACAGUUAGCAAGCAUGAUGGUAAGGUUAUGAGGAAAGCAAGUUAAAGUAAAGAGAGCUAAAUAUCAGGAGCAUGUCAGUUGUUAAAGUGAUGGCCGGGUUUCUCCUGAUAAUCGUUCCCUCUGCUACUUGCUUGUAAACAAUAAUGGAAAGGGUGCCGUCUUUUACAACGUCAAUUAUUGCUGGUGGAGCUGCUGGCCUUGUUGUGGAUUUGUCACUUUUUCCUUUGGACACUCUUAAAACUAGAUUACAAAGUGCUCCAGGAUUUUGGAAAUCUGGAGGAUUUAAAAAUGUGUACCGAGGUAUUGUUCCGGCUGCUGCUGGAUCAGUUCCCUGUGCUGCCUUAUUUUUCUGCUCCUACAACUCAUGUAAAGUUAAUUUAGGAAAUUUAUUUGGCCAAGAUUUCAAACCCUUUGUCCAUUUAGUGAGUGCUUCAGUUGGUGAAAUUGCUGCAUGUUCACUACGAGUGCCAGUUGAAGUAAUAAAGCAAAGACUACAAACUUCAAUUACUAAGAAGUCAGCUCUACAGUUGACUAUUAAUACUUGGCAUGAGGAAGGCAUCAGGGGCUUUUAUCGUGGAUUUGGCAGUACCAUCUUAAGAGAGGUUCCAUUCUCUUGUAUUCAAUUUCCACUGUGGGAAAUAUUAAAAACAACUUGGUAUCAAAAGAGUGGACGAAGUGUACAUCCAUGGGAAGGAGCUGUGUGUGGAGCACUUGCUGG